GGCUCAAAAAGUUGACGUUUCGGGUUAGUUUUAUUUCCUCCCAGAGAAUUUUCCUGAGUUUUCUUGUGAUCUGCAUUCUCCACCAUGAACUUGUCCAUGCAGAGGGACACUGUAGUCUUCCAUUGUGUCCUCCAGAAUGGAUGCCCCAAGGAAGAAGCCCACAGUUUGCUCUCCUGCGCUGAGCAAAUCCAGGAGCACAUGAACAUAGCGAGUGAGAUUAAAUGGGUGGAUGAACCCUAUUGCUUGACACUUGAUGCUGGGAAACUUCAGAAGACUGAUAUUUUUAUAUUUGACGAAUUUUCCGGGAAGGCAUUUGAUCAUCUGUGCCAGAAAUCCAGAGCUCUGAUUGUGGGACCUUCCUGCUUGGAGGAUUGCCUCACACUGGACCUCAGCGUCCCUCUGGGUACUUCUCCAAUCCAAAAUGUAGCCAUGCACGGUAUGGUUGUUUGCCCAUCGGGAAUUUCCAAAGCAGAAAAGGCUGAGAUUGAGAAGCUCGUCCUCUGGAUGGGUGGCUACUUCACAAAUCAGCUCGACGUGAGCUGUACCCACCUGGUGACGUCCACAGUACGUUCAAAGAAGUACGAAGAGGCUGCCACGCGGGAAUUACAAAUUCUCCAUCCGGACUGGGUUAAGGAUGUCUGGGAGACGAAUCAGCGGCAAAAAGUCACAGCCAGUGAUGCUGUCUUUGAGAAGCAUCGCCUACCGAUCUUCUACAAAUUAGUCAUCACAUCAACGCAGCUUCCUAUCGCGGAACGUGAAGCCAUUAAGAAGCUUGUGGAGCAGAAUGGUGGAAGGUAUUCGCCAGAGUACAAAACGAACGUUGUCAACAUUCUCAUCCUCAAGAAGACAGCCACAUCCUCGGAGAAGUACAAAUUGUCGCUUAAGUACAAAAUUGACUGCCUCACACCGGAGUGGAUUUACGACAGUGUCCGGAAGAAGUAUGCUGUCCCCAUUGAGACUUAUCGUGUCUCCUCCGUAAAGCAUUCAACUCCCACGAAGGAUGCAAACGAUCUCAGUCGCUUCUCAAUGAUGUCUGAUAUUUCACGCAUCUCCUCAGCAACUUCAGCAACCCCCAAGGCUAUUGAGAUCGAUGAAACAGUGCCAGAUCAAAGUCAGAGCUCGGCAAAAGCAGCAACAACAACAACGCCCUGCCGGGAGAGCCUUAAAGGUAAAUUGGGGCAUUUGCAGAAGAAUUCAAAGGGAAGUGGAGCCUUCCUCGAUGGGAUCAGCAUCUUCCUCAUGGGCUUCACACGGACUGAAUCAAUGGCACUCAAUAAAAUCAUCAGCAAUGCCGGAGCGACGCUUUAUACGCAACUCUCGGACAAUGUGAGCCAUGUCAUUUGUGGGGAACCGUCCGGGAGUGAUCUAAAGAGUCUCCACAAGGCUAAAGUUCACUGCAAAAUUGUCACCUUUGACUGGCUACUUGAGUGCCAGAAGGAGAAGCACGCAGUUGAUGAGGAGCCCUAUUUGCAGCUUCUACGUAAGGAAAUCCUGGAUGCUGAGCCCCCGUCGCCGGCAAGCAAAAGGAGCAUUGAAGCGAUGAAUUCGAGCUUUAAGAAACCCGAAAUUCCCCGAAGAAAGCUCAAUCUGGAUCCAGGACCAUCCACAUCUGUUGUCCAGAAAUAUCUCCCACCCGUUGAUGCAUCUUCCGCCUCAGCAGGAAUGUCCAAAACAACCAAUAAUCCCGAUAUUUCCAACACAGAUCCGGAGGAGGAAGAAAUCUUGACUUUCCUGAAGGAUAAGAAUUUCUACUUGUACGGGUAUGAGGAGGAACUAUCGCAGGCUGUGAUGGAUGUGGAAAUGGCCGGUGGAAUGGUGGUUAAUGAGAAUUUCAAGGGAACCGUGGAUUAUGUGUUUGUUCCCGUGGCCGGCCUGGAGUGUAUCAACCCUCCAGUUAAGGGGAAACAGAUUGUGAAUGAUUUAUGGCUGGAGGAGUGUGUGGGGAGUCGAGACAUCCUCCCAGUUCAGUACUAUCAUCAACCAAUUGUCUAUCAGGGUAUCAAGGAUCUCCUCUAUGGCAUUAAUAUCUCCUUCACAAACAUCACGGGAUGCCUGAAACUCUAUCUCUCUGCCCUUGCCGGUGCUCUGGGGGCAACGAUUCUCGAUCAAUACCCCAAGAAGGAGACUCCACUGCUUAUCUGUUCAAAACCCGAAGGAUCCAAGUAUUCAGCUGCUCUCAGGUGGAAUUAUCCCGUUGUCACGGAAAAAUGGCUCUUGGAGACAUACAGAGAACGGAAGAUAAAGAAGAUUGGAGAUUAUCUCCUAGCCAGGGUAACAAUUCCCGAACAUAUUGAAGUGUUCAGGAAGUUAAAUCAAGAGGAAGAGGAGCCAAAGCAAUCGCAGAAUAUUGUUCCGGAAGAAAUUUACUUGGGAGACGUAACAACGGAAGGAAAUCCACCGAAUGACUGCAUCAAUGGGCCACAAGAGAGCUUCCAUGAAGCAUCAGGAAGGGCCAAAAGAACUUCUCUGGCGGAUCAAGGAGAUGUUUCCCAAAGUAGAAGACCGCAGAAGAGGAAUUCCAAUGAAAUGGACGAAGAAGAUGAUGAAGAUGAUGUGGAUACUCCGGAAGUGGUGAGAGUCGCCUCAAAGAGUACCCCAUUGAUGCCCUUGAAGACACCCAUUAGGCACAAAAGACUCGCCCUCUUGUCCAUUGAUACACCAACAAAUAGAGAAGCAGAAGACACCCCGACGAUGAAAAGUGUCAAGGAAAUGGGGGAUUUUGAGACACCUGUGAGGAAUACAAUACGGGAUGUGAUGAAGAAAAAUUACCCGAUUGAAAUGAAUCCCGAUGGUACGGUGAAGACGCCCGAGACGCCCUACUGGACAAAGAUGCCGAGCACCCCGUUGGCGUGGAAUCCCAAUGCGAGCCCUCGAACCCAAUGGGCUGUCAAAAGGAAAGUUGAGGCGGCUGAAGCAAUGAGAUUCCCCAAAAUACCACCGAGAGAGAAAUCACCAACAGCGCGAGAGCUUCGAAGGCAAUUCUACAGGACCCUUCUAGGAGAGGAUCGUUUCAAUGAAGCAGAACGUCUCAACAAGGCAAGUCAAUCGCAGCGUCUCCCACCGGCGGAAGCUGCUGCAACGAGUAGUAGCGGCAGUAGUGUCCCAACACAAGUAUCGGAUUCCGUGAAGAAGCUUCAGAAUUUCUUAGAUAAGAAAACAUCAGACGUCCAACCGAAGCAAUUGGUUUUUACGGAAACGGCUGAAACAUACCCAGAGCAACAGAGUUCUGUUGGUGUGUCUGAAGCUCUUGUGGAUUGGGUGGAUCCAUCGGAAUAUCAUCCCUAUUUGCACGAUGAGGUAGAGGGUGGUGCUAAGAAGCCAACAGCUGCUGCUGCUGUGAAGAAGAUUUACAAAUUUCACUUGGCCGGGAUUUCGGAGAAUAAGCAAAAGGUGAUGGGAAUGAUUGCAGAUCUCGGUGGUGUGGCACUUACGAGUGAUACGUACGACCCAUCGUGCACGCAUCUCGUGUUUGAGCGUCUCAAUCAGGGUGAGAAGGUGAUGGGAGCCGUGGCAUCGGGCAAGUGGAUUCUCAACAUAAAAUACAUUCACGAUAGCUUCCGGUCGAAGCGUUUCCUGCCCGAGGAGGAGUACGAAGCAGGCAAUGGGACUCUUCCAUUCCUUUCGCAAUUAACCGAUGGGGAACGACGUGUUGCAAGGGCUGGCUUCCGCUGGAGACGGAAGAUCAAUGGACACAUUCCGGGGGAAGUGACUGAUGGUGCCUACAAGGGAAUUACGUGUGUGUUGAUGUUCUCAAAUCAGGCUGAUGCCAUUGCGCGGAUGAUCGAGGCCGGGAAGGGGCGUGUGCUGCGCCUCAAGGCGCCAUUGAGUGAGAAGAGGGAGAUUAAGGAUGUGACGCACGUCUUCCUGUCGCGGAAUAAUCAAUUAUCCGACAGUGAUCGGGAGUUUUUGCUGCGGCGUAAAAUUCAUAUCCUUGCGCAAAAAUACAUAACGGCCCAUCUUUUUGAGGAGACCACCCCCGAUCCCGGGAAAUUCAGCAUUUAGUAGAAUAAUAAUUCAAGGAAAAAUUAAUAAAAAUUAACAAUUUUUCUAUUUAA
Lutzomyia longipalpis is the source of this 4055-nucleotide messenger RNA. RefSeq names its product DNA topoisomerase 2-binding protein 1 (gene mus101). Gene Ontology annotation, biological process: mitotic DNA replication checkpoint signaling; DNA replication initiation; mitotic G2 DNA damage checkpoint signaling. The record is from RefSeq and is a predicted model, not a curated record. The coding region runs from base 85 to 4002 and encodes 1305 amino acids. The transcript has 4 exons. NCBI's taxonomy places the organism in Eukaryota, Metazoa, Arthropoda, Insecta, Diptera, Psychodidae.